AUGUCAUCUACUAAUACUGCAGCUGAUACUAGUGACUCAACAUCACAAUCGAGUUCUCCAUCUCCAAUUAUAAUUAUAAUAAUUGUCGCAGCUAUAGUUGCGCUUAUUGCUGGAGUUUUCGUGAUUUUGUAUUUCAACCAACGAAAGAAAAAAAAAAGAGAUGCUAAAUUAAGGCCACUUAGGCUUACUCCCUCAAGCGUAGAACCUCUUCCUCAUAAGAAUACAACACGUGGUAUUCCACAUGUACAAAAACAUGAUGCCCCGUCUGUUGUGUUUGAAGUGCCAGAAAGCGAAAAGUAUGGAAUUCAUGAAAAAGUUAUAACUGAAGAUGAUUCCCUUAGAUCCCCACCUUUGGUUAGAGAAGGACCUGGAGGUUUGAGACGAACACCAACUAGGUCAAUGACUAUGCCUAUGCCAUCUAGAGGAGGUGAGGAGUUUUCGUCAUCGGAGGAGGAAUAUGAUGAUGACGACGGCGACGACGAAGAAGCAUAUACAGGGGUAUCACACCAACAUUUUACACAUACCG
Racocetra fulgida is the source of this 526-nucleotide messenger RNA. Lineage: Eukaryota; Fungi; Glomeromycota; Glomeromycetes; Diversisporales; Gigasporaceae. The record is from the annotation of a GenBank genome assembly.